Messenger RNA from Penicillium riverlandense, 4311 nucleotides. RefSeq names its product NACHT domain protein. The record is from RefSeq and is a predicted model, not a curated record. The coding region runs from base 1 to 4311 and encodes 1436 amino acids. Gene Ontology annotation, molecular function: protein binding. NCBI's taxonomy places the organism in Eukaryota, Fungi, Ascomycota, Eurotiomycetes, Eurotiales, Aspergillaceae. The transcript has a single exon.
AUGUCCUCCAAAAUGUCAUCAUCAUCAGAAGACAGCCUCUCAACCCUCUGGGAAACAGCCUGCACCAGCUAUGUCCAAGAGACCGGCACCGCGCUGACAUCCCCCGACUUCCCCAAGCUCAACACACCUUCCGACCUCUCCAGCCACCUUGAGUCAGAGAAGGAGCAUUUCACGGACUUCCGAAUGAAAAAGCGCCCCCUUUUCCACGCUAUGCAAACAAUCCUAUCUCCCUUUGAGAACUUUGGUGAUCUAAUUUCCGGCGCUGUCUCGAUGGCUUUUCCACCUGCGUCGACAAUCAUGGGCGCAAUGCUCCUUCUCAUCCGCGCUGCACGAAGAGUCAGCGAUGCUUUUGACAGCAUUAAUGCCCUUUUCCAGAAACUAGGGUAUUUUGCGCAGCGGUUAGAUUCCUACCGUGGCGUCCCGCUGAGUGAGGGGAUGAAGGCCGUUAUUGUGAAAGUUCUUGUUACUUUUCUGCAUGUCUGCGGCGUAUCGCAGAGCCUGCUCAGCCGGGGCUCAUUCAGGGCGCGGUUCGCAAGAAUGGCGAAGAAUGUCCUUGUUGAGGAUUCCUCGGUUCAGGCGCUCCUGGCUGAAUUGGAGGAGUUGACGGGACAGGAACAUAAGAUGGUUUCUGCACAUAGUUUGAAUCUUACCAGUCAAGCUUUGAAGAAUACCGCGGUGUUGCUUGAGAAAAGUAAGCUGGAGGAUGAGAGGGAGAGGAUGGACAGGUUGAAGGCGCUGUUAGGGCCUGUUUCUGCUUCGGGGCAAGUUUUCUCGGCUAUCAGCGAGGGUCGGAUUCCAGGGUCGGGGAGGUGGGUUGAGGAGAGAAUUAGGGAGUGGUGGGAUGGGAACGAGCCUUUGCUUUGGAUCCAUGGUGGUCCUGGCGUUGGGAAAUCGUAUCUGGCGUCGAAGAUUAUCGGUGAUCUUGCGCAAGAAGAAGACGCUGUCGUUGCAUCUUUCUUCUGCAAGAAUAAUGAUGUUGAUUUGCGCUCGUUUAACAAAGCUUUGCGAACCUUGGCAUGGCAGGUGGCUGUACAGCGGUCGACAUUCGCGGUCCAUGCUGAGGAGUUUUGUUUGAAGGGAGAUCCGGGCAACAGUUAUGUUGUUUGGAGGAAGCUCUUGCUCGAUUAUUUUGAGGCAUCAUCGGACGAUGGAGUUUGCUUUGUCAUUGACGGCAUCGACGAGGCCGAUCCAGACGAGCAAGAGCUGUUUUUCAGCCUGCUUGAGAGGACACACUCGGAUGGAAUGGAAAGACAGCCACCAGUACGAGUCGUCCUUUUAGGCAGGGAUUCAGUACGCAGCAUUCUUGACGAACACUCGCUAGGACUGAUAGAUGACAUUGAAAUCACCAACAACCAAAACAAGGAUGAUCUGCACAGUUACGUCUCUCAGAAGCUCCAAAAGUCCAAGCUGUUCCGCGAUGCUUCAGACUUCCAAGACGAAGUCGUCCGAGAUAUAUGCACACAAGCAGAGGGCCUCUGGGAAUGGGCCAACCUUGUCAUAAAAAAUGUACUGCGCUGCAGAACAAGAGAACAGAUCCGCAAAGUCGUCAAAACCAUGCCUAAAGGAAUCAGCGCGAUGCUGCGUGAGGAACUGCAGCGGCUCACGAGGGAGCUAUCAGCAUCAGAUACAAUGUCUGGUGAAGAAGGGUUCCAGCUUCAACAGUUAAACACCAUACUCUCCUUCGUGACACUGGCUCAGAGACCUCUGACUGUACAGCAUCUUGAUCUCAUUUUGGAGAUCCUCCUCGGAGAAGAGGUCCUGAACCUCGAAGAUGAUCUUCGCACAGUAUACUCGUCGCUGUUUUCGCUGCGACUGCCCGUGGACGGGGAAGAUGAAUACGACAGGUCUGCAGUUGUCACGCUUCGGCAUAGUUCCUUUUAUGAAUUCUUCGAAUCAUCGUCUAUAGAUGCUGGGCGCGUUCAUGUCAACCACGAUCAAGCCGGUGCGACUUUUUUGUUCGUUAUGCUGUAUGCUCUCGCAAAGUCUGACGCGCCAAGUUCCUAUAAGUUCCUAGGGCCUCUCAAAGUAUACGCACAGACGUGCCUCCCCUUGCAUCUCAGGUCAGCGGAUCCAAAGCAAGUUGCCACGGGUCGACGAGAAGAUAUCUCGUCUCUCCUUGCUGAUCUCUUAACCGAUGAAUCAUUACUCAAGAACUGGAUCAUUAACGAAACCUUCAUCCGGUUCUCAGCAAGCCACAACUUCCACUCAUCCAGUAAUAUCUCAAAACUUGGCCAUUUUUGGUGGAACAGUGGCGAUCGGCAUACCGCAAACCAGGUGGCAGAGAUGGUUCUCGAUUGGCUUACUCCUGAUAAGCGGAGAGCUUUUGAAGAAACAGCAGGCGAUAAUGCAUGUCCCUUUGCAGUCCUGUUCUCGUCCAUGGCACGAUUCUGCUCACGUCUUUGGCUGGGCCCAGAGGAUAUCAGCGAUAAGGAUGGGCUCCCAGAGGCGCUCUGCACCCUGCUGUUUGCUUAUACUGAGAUAACGGCUACGUACACGGACUCCGAAACAUCGGACAAACUAACAGACAUUACAACCCACCUACGCAGUGGCGAGAUCAUACACACCGCCGAGUUGCAAGGCUUGCACAAGACAGCCAUGUGGCACGCCCGUGUCGCGCAGGCACUGCUCCAGCAUUAUCACUUCCAAGAUGCCCGGAAGCACUUUCAGCUUGCUCUCGAUGAGCACGAUAAAGCACCUGCCUUAAGCAAGCAAUCUCUCUCUGUCAUCCACAACGACAUGGCGCGUGCAUGUAGCGAGAUCGGGAGACACAAGGAGGCAUUAGAGCACUUUGAUCUCGUCGUGUCGCUGAGCAACGAUCCAGAGGGUCCUGGGUAUGGCUUGCAUGGUCAUAUAGGAAAUCUGCUAGAUGCCGCACACAUGGAACACCGUGCCAAACUGACCAAGAAAGCUAUUUCUACUGCGCAUAGAGCUUGGAAAGAAUUCACAGGAGCUGAACAUAGAGACCUCAUCUAUUCAGGUCUUCUGCUCUCAUUUUUCGUCAUUUUCCGUGAACUGCGUCAGCCGCAUUGGUUCCGGCCUGCGUUGGAUUUUGCCUCUGAUGUUUCCCAGGACAUGCAGGCAGUGCAGAUUGCAGGGAUGGAAGCGAGUAAUUUUGCAAUGUUUCUUGUUGACUCAUUUGCUUUUGAAAGUCGCGUCAUGCAUAGUGCUCUUCACUAUGCCCUCACAACGGAAGACACGGAGCAUCUCGUCCUCAUCGCCUCGAUCCCGGGGAAACUCGAAAACUCAGCGCCUGACUGGGUCAACCUCGCAGAGCUGAAGUUCUGGAUUGCGUCCGUAUUAUUCGAAAAGGGCCAUCUCCGCGACGCUAUUCAGAGUUGGUGCCAGAUUGCCGCUUCAUCAGACGUACCCCAUCACUGGUGGAUCAAACCGGUUCAGACGCGAUCAUUGAGUCGCUUGGCGGCUGUGUGUCUUUAUUACCCAGAGAUUUCCUUCUGCGGAGAUGCUCCUCUGGUAUUACCUGAGGACGAUGUUAGCGAGGUUUCUUUGAUCGUCUCGAGCUGGCUGAGUGCUAGCGGUGAUAUUUUCCAUGCCCGAAAACUUCUCAGUGAAGCCGUGAGAAGAUGCAUCGCUUUGUUAUCAGAUGAUGAUCCCGCAAAUGACAUUGAUGCUUUUGUGAUGCUUUUCAAGGUGUUCUUACUUGCCAUGGACAGUGACGACGAUCUUCGCGCGGCUUUAUACCUGAUCAAGGCGUGGAACAAGGGAUCUGAUGACGCGGAACUGAGACAUAAUACGGAAGAAGAAGUCCAACAUGAUCUGUCCAGCUCGUUGGAUCGAACGCGUCUCGCGGAUGAUGAGACCCAAGUAGAGGAUCAAAAUCCGGAUGAUGACCAGACACGGACGGAUGAUACCUGGCGCAUCGUGGACACUCUCUCCGAAUGUUCAACCUGCAAGCAUGAGAUCAUCUCAAUCAACGAAUGGUACUUCUGUCGUUCCUGUCCGUUGACUGCUCUAUGUCGACCUUGCUACUGCGAUCUCCAGUCAAGUUCAGAUACCACGCUAGAUCAUCCUCAUGGCAUAACGGGCAAGUGCAAUCCUCAACACCAGUUCUUCUAUAGCGGGCCGGCCCUUCGACAGGCUGAAUAUGUGCCAAAAGGCAUGGUACCUAUGGUUGGUUCAGGUGGCCAAAGACACGUGGUAUGGAUUGAGGAAUGGAUGGAUACGCUUUUGGAGAAGUGGACGUACACAGACACAGAGACGGCGGAUUCUAGUGACGGUGGGCUGCCGAGUUGGUGUAUGGAGGUAUUGCCCCAGGCGCAGAGGGAUCGAUGGGAGAAGUUCUUCAUGGUAUAA